Oryzias melastigma (Indian medaka) is the source of this 2571-nucleotide messenger RNA. It is a transcript of the gene gpr84, whose product is annotated as G protein-coupled receptor 84. NCBI's taxonomy places the organism in Eukaryota, Metazoa, Chordata, Actinopteri, Beloniformes, Adrianichthyidae. Gene Ontology annotation, molecular function: urotensin II receptor activity. Gene Ontology annotation, biological process: neuropeptide signaling pathway. The coding region runs from base 179 to 1330 and encodes 383 amino acids. Gene Ontology annotation, cellular component: membrane. The transcript has 2 exons. The record is from RefSeq and is a predicted model, not a curated record.
GACUAUUAAAAUAAGCGUUUGUGGCAGCAGUAUUGGAGACGAAACCCCCGUUUUGCAUCAUUUCAUCAUGUGAGGAGGGCUACUUCAGCAUUAAAGACGACACAGGCAGAGAGCAACAUUUACAGGAAGAGCAGCUCAAGAAGCACACAGAGCGAGACAGCACUAAACGUUUACCAGGAUGGAGCUGAACCAGACCCAGAACUUCUCCUGCGCCAGCCCCUCGGUGGAGGGCUACCGGUACUUCGCCGUGCUGUGGGGCUGCGCCGUGACCGUCACCGGGACGGCGGGGAACCUGAUGACCGUCCUGGCCUUCUGCCUGGACUCGCGGCUGCGCACGCGCUUCAACGUGCUGAUCGUCAACCUGGCGGUGGCGGACCUGCUGUACUGCACCGUCCUGCAGCCCAUCUCCGUGGACUCGUACCUGCACCUGCGGUGGCGCGCGGGCCCCAGCUGGUGCCGCGUGUUCGGCCUCCUGCUCUUCGUGUCCAACUCGGUGUCCAUCCUCACGCUGUGCCUGGUGGCGGUCAGCCGGUACCUGCUGGUCACGAACAGGGCCCUGUUCAACCGGGUCUUCUCGAACCCGGGUCUGGUGUCGCUGCUGGUGUCCACGUGGGCGCUGGGUCUGGCCAGCUUCGGCCCGCUCUGGCCCGUGUUCGUCUUCGUGCCUCAGGUGUGCACGUGCAGCUUCCACCGCACGCGGGGUCGGCCGUACUCCACCAUCCUGCUCUUCUUCUACUUCUUCGCGGGCUUGGGAUGCGUCGGGGUGUUUUAUCUGCUCAUCUACAGGCGCGUGCGCGUGGCGUCCCGCGCGCUGCUGCGCUACCGGCCGAGCAGGCGCUCCUCCCGGAGGAAACCCGCGGACGCGCCGCCGGGGACGGACGACAGCGGCGUGGAGAGCGACGCCCCGAGGACCUGCAGCUCUGACGUCAGCAGCAGCGGCCAGGUGGACACGCCCCCUAAAACACCUGAGCUCGUCAACGAGUCGGUGCCUGUACAUUCCUCCGCAGUCAUCGCGCCUGCGCAUGCGCCCGCAGCCCCACCCGCUGCGUCUACCGCCGCAGACGACGGCGAGUUCAAGCGGGUCACGCGCAUGUGCUUCACGGUGUUCCUGUGCUUCGUGUGCUGCUUCGUCCCCUUCAUCCUCCUGAACAUCGCCGACAAGAACAACCGCGCGCCGCAGGUGCUGCACAUGUUCUGCGCCAACCUCACCUGGCUGAACAGCUGCAUCAACCCGGUGCUGUACGCGCUCAUGAACCGGCAGUUCCGGCAGGCCUACCAGGUGCUGCUGGGGAGGGUGGCCACGCCCCUCACCUGCCUCUGGACCCGCUGACUUCAUGUUCCGCUUUAACAUUUUAAAGCAGGGGUCUCAAACUCAACUUUGUAUGGGGUUCCAUUUGUGCCAAAAAGAGGUUUCUUGCGUCCACUGUCUAUAACACGUGUCAAGGCCCGGGGGCCGGAUCCGGCCCACUUGGUAAUUAUAUCCGGCCCUCCAGAUCAUUUUAAAUUUAUUAUUUAUGUUGCUCACAUACUGAAGCAACACUAUAAUUAUGACAUAGUAGGAUAAAACAACUACGGGUUGACACCUGAACCCCGAUCAGCCCAGACAGGCAAAGGGAAUGGUGUCCCACAAUUCCUAGCACUGCCAGAUCUGACAGCACCCCCAAUGUGUCUGCAACCAUCACUGCACAAUUCAUUUGGAUUGUUGGCCCCGUGUGCGAUUGAGUUUGAGACCCCUGGUCUAUAUCUUUGGUCCAUCGUUUAUGUCUACUGAACAAGUUUAUUGAACAUUUGUUCAUGUCUAUGUACUACUAAGCAAUAUCUCCUGUGAAACGACAGGCGCUAACGACGCUAGCAACUGUUGCUAAGGACUUUUCUGACGACCAAAUCCAACGAUAAUAGCAAAUGCAAAGUUUUAAGCAUAAAACAAGCAGAAACUAUAAAGCUUUCAUCAAAGAAGCGCGGACAUGCAGAAGAUAUUGCUUAGGAGACAUUGAACUUUCAUAUAGGGGUGGGGGGGCGGGGCACAAAAUAUUGACUUGGGGGCCGCAAAUGGCCCCAGGGCCGCCAGUUUUAAAGCAUAAUUUUUACAUAAAUGCAAAAUGUAUUUUUAAGGAUUUCAAAGGAAGUUUUGGACUGAAAGUGCGCGGUUUACAUAAGUUAUACGUGUUAAAUUUUGUAUUUAAAGUUUUAUGAGUCAUGUUACAGUUGCAAUCUUUGGGUCUGCAGGAUUUUCCAGGCUGACUGAACAUUCUUCAUUUCAGAAACUUUCAAAGAGGUUGUGACAUUGCUGUGUUUCAUCUGCUCUGCUGACAGACCAUGACUAAUCAUGGAAGCACUUGAGGUUCUUUGGCUUGAAGCAAAUUAAACGUUAUGUGCUACAGAUGUGUGCAGACAUGUUGGAGAAGCGCUCGCCUGUUUAGUUUUGCAGCAUUGUUGUUGGCAGUAUUAGAGCCGUUCUAGAAGUGAUAUUGAUGUGUUAGAAAUAGAAAACAAGCUAUUGUUUCACUUUUGUAUUCUAUCAAAAUAAAUGGGAUUGUUGACAAAAAGAUUAAAUCUCAGCUUGAACAACAA